AUGCCUCCUCGGAUACCUCCCUCGACAGCAUCGAUUGCACUCCCUACACCCUCCGUUCACACGCACUGCAAAUCAUGUUUCAACCGCGCCUUUUCCUCCACCCCGACCUCUCAAACCCGGCUCCGAGCUGAAAUGUUUGCAUGGCUCCAGGGCCCUGGAGCUGUUUUUAAACGACCUCUCCCCGGGUCAACAAACUACCUCUCGGCUUACGACAGACGAGGAAAUCUUUUGCGACAGCGCGACCAGCGAUCUGGCGAUUCCUCAGAAGACUCUUCAGAAAAUGCCACCCCCAGCGAGUCAGAAGAAGAUCUCAGGCCGUUCCCAAGAAACCUCCAUUUCAUCUCACAAAGCAUACUAUCAGAGGAAGUACAGCACGAAAUAUGGCACCGUGUACAAGUACUGCAAAAAUCUGUUAGACAGGUCUCUGUGGAGAUGGGGAUCGACAUGCGUAGAGUUGCAGCAGUCGUGCGGCUGAUAGAAGUCGAGAAGAAGAUGCAAGCAGAGGGUCAAGAACUCGCCAUCCCCUACGCCAAAGCGAUCCACUCGAUGGUCCCAGUCAACAGACUCAACCAAACGACACGGAGGCCGAUGGAGCAACAUGAGUCUAUCAACGACCUCGAACAGCAUCCCCUGACCUAUCCCCAACUCUUCCACCCUACCUCUGAGUCUCGUGCGUUCAACCGUACCGACGCGGGUCGUGUCUUUAGUGGCGCCCCUCGGUUGCCAGACGACCAGGACGCAGGACAAGGAGGCACACCUGCCCGAGAGCCCUGGGAGGACACGAAGCCCGAGUACGUCGGGAAAGCAGGCCACUCUCACCCCAUUUUGAAACCGGCCGACGCGCGCAUCCCCCACCCCCAAAUGAUCGCGGAUGAGCUGGACAAGCAAAACCCCAGGCUGGCUAAUGACCGUCAGAGACGCCGUCACCUGAGUGCCCAGCGUCUCGAGGAAGACGCUCGCAAGAGGAAGGAAGCCAAGGAGUUGAAGGCGCGGCUGGAAGAAGAGAACAGAACGCGUGUCGAUACAGGCCGGUGGCAGUUCAUCUUCACCAACGUCGCCGCCACGAGGGAGGGCACCAAGUUGGAUGGUCGUGGCACCAAGAGCCCCGGAUUCCGAUACGGUGUACCUUCCCAAGAGAGAAAGAAGGGACAAGUCAAGAUCCCGACCAAGGUCGAGGUCUGA
Molecule: messenger RNA, 1182 nt
Organism: Exophiala spinifera
Lineage: Eukaryota; Fungi; Ascomycota; Eurotiomycetes; Chaetothyriales; Herpotrichiellaceae
Exons: 2
Coding region: 1-1182 (393 amino acids)
Biological process (GO): mitochondrial translation
Cellular component (GO): mitochondrial small ribosomal subunit
Molecular function (GO): structural constituent of ribosome
Source: RefSeq, a predicted model, not a curated record